AUGACAAACAUACCGUUUGAACGGGAGGAAGCCCAAUACGGACUGGUUAAUCCAACCACAACAACGCCGCCGCCUGCAUGGUCCCGCAAGUACUUCCGUUCGGCUCUGCGGGUAGACCAGGUCCUGCUUGGCGAUUGGGCGUCCAUCAGCUCGACGCUGGACGUGUUCAAGCUACCAUAUACGCUUGCGGGUGCGCGUUUGCUUCUGGAGAAGUGGAUCGACAUGAUGAAGCCCGAGUACUUCAUGGCUGGCGUGCCCAUUUCCUUCGAGAGUUCGGAUGAGAUCCUGCUGCAAGUACCGCUGCCGCUGGCUGAAGAGAAGGAGCUGCCGAUUGCGCUAAAGUUUGACAGCGUGCUUUCAAACAAUGCUUGUUAUGAGUGCCUGGCCACGUUACGCUCGCUCGUGAAGCAGCACGAAGUGACCGUGGAGGCCGACAAGUUCCGAAUCCUGCAUCUGUAUGGCUGCUGGUGGUACUGCAACAACCCGUCGAUCAUUGAAGAGCUCACGCGGAUGCGUAUCGAGACCCUAAGCACAGCGUUGACGAGCCAGCGCUUGGAUACGCAGAAGCUAUUCGCAACGGGCUGGAAGAUGUCCAAGAGCGGCAUCCAGCGCGACGUACAGAGGUUGUUUGGCCAGAGCCACGAGGAGUUCAUGACAAAGAGCAUGUGA
Hyaloperonospora brassicae is the source of this 669-nucleotide messenger RNA. The record is from the annotation of a GenBank genome assembly. Lineage: Eukaryota; Oomycota; Peronosporomycetes; Peronosporales; Peronosporaceae.